CAGACUGGAAGGUGAAAAGAGCUAUUCACCAGAAUGUCUCUGCGGUAUCAUGUGGAUUAAUUAGAACCUCAGAUACUGGGUUUUACAUGUCAGCGACUCCAUUCUCUCAGAAUUCUCUCAGGAAGCCUUACCAAGCAAGAACAAUGGAGGCCAGCAGGAAGCUCAUCUGCAGACAAAGGCAAGUCAUUCUCUUCUUUUUCUUUCUGGUUUACUCGCUGGCUGAUGCGGAACCUAGGCGCUAUUCAGUGGUGGAGGAAACUGAGGGUAGCUCUGUUGUAGCCAAUAUAGCGAAGGACCUGGGUCUGGGACAGAGAGAACUGGCGAGGCGGGCAGCUCGGGUCCUAUCCAAAGGGAACAAACAGCAUUUGCACCUCGUUCUGGAGACCGGGGAUCUGACGCUAACUGAAAAACUGGAUCGGGAGGAACUGUGCGGUGACACAGAGCCCUGUAUACUACGUUUCCAGGUGCUGCUAGAAAAUCCCUUACAGUUUUUUCAAGCUGAGCUGCAAAUCAUAGACAUAAAUGAUCAUGCCCCGGUGUUCGUGGACAGAGAAAUAUUACUGAAAAUAUCAGAAAGCAGUCCUCCAGGAACUACCUUUCCCCUGAAGAAUGCCCAGGACGUGGAUGUCGGUAGAAAUAACAUUGAGACUUAUAGUAUCAGCUCCAACUCCCAUUUUCAGGUCCUCACUCGCAAACGCAGCGACGGUAGGAAGUACCCUGAGCUGGUGCUGGACAAAGCUCUAGAUCGUGAGGUGGAGCCUGGACUCAGAUUAACCCUCACAGCCCAGGAUGGUGGCUCUCCUCCCCGGUCUGGGACAGUUCAGGUCCACAUUGAAGUUGUAGACACCAAUGACAAUGCCCCUGAAUUUGAGCAGCCUCUCUAUAGAGUGCAGGUCCCUGAGGACAGUCCCAUUGGCUCCUUAAUUGCCAGGGUCUCUGCUACUGACAGAGACACGGGAGCAAACGGAGAAAUCUCCUAUUCACUUUUCCAAGUCUCAGAGGAGAUUGGCAACACGUUUGAAGUAAAUCCCAUGACAGGAGAAAUUCGACUGAAUAAGCAACUUGAUUUUGAAACAAUUCAGUUCUAUGAGGUCAAUGUAGAAGCCAGGGAUGCUGGCGGUUUUUCUGGAAAAUGCGCUGUUUUGGUUCAAGUUCUAGAUGUGAAUGAUAAUGCCCCAGAAAUCUCCAUUUCUGCGAUGACCAGUUCAAUCCCUGAGAACUCGCCUGAGACUGUGGUGGCAGUUUUCAGUGUUUCUGAUCUUGAUUCAGAAGAAAAUGCGAGACUAGGAUGCUCUAUUCAGGACGAUCUACCUUUCCUCUUGAAAUCUUCUGUGGAAAACGUGUACACUCUGGUAACAGACAGACCACUGGACAGAGAGAGUAGAUCUGAGUACAACAUCACCAUCACCGUCAUGGACUUGGGAACCCCAAGGUUAAGAACACAACUCAAUGUAAAAAUCCUGGUCUCCGACGUCAAUGACAACGCGCCCACCUUCACCCAAACCUCCUACACGCUGUUCGUCCGCGAGAACAACAGCCCCGGCCUGCACCUGGGCACAGUCAGCGCCACCGACAGAGACACGGGCACCAACGCCCAAGUCACCUACUCCCUGCUGCCGCCCCGCGACCCGGCAGGCGCCGCGUUGGGGCCGUAUUCGAUGGUAGAAGAAAUGGAGAGAGGGUCUUUUGUGGUAAACCUGGGGAAAGAGCUGGGGAUGGAACCCACGGAGCUGUCUAUGCGAGGGGCCAGGAUUAUUUCCCAGGGGAACAAAGAGCACUUGCAGCUGAAGGUGCGGACUGGGGAUUUGAUCAUAAAUGAUAAACUAGAUCGAGAGGCGCUCUGCGGCCCCACUGAACCGUGUGUGCUACAUUUCCAAGUGUUCAUGGAAAACCCCUUCGAGAUAGUUCAGGCUGAACUGAGGGUGAGAGACAUCAAUGACCAUUCUCCCGUAUUCCCUGAAAGAGAAAUGAUUCUAAAAGUACUGGAAAACAGCCCUCCAGGGACUUCCUUCCCUCUGAAGAAUGCUCUGGACUUGGAUGUAGGCAACAACAGUGUUCAGACAUACAAAAUCAGUCCCAAUCCUCAUUUCCGGGUCCUAACCAGCAAGCUCAGCGACGGCAGGAAAUACCCUGAGCUGGUGCUUGACAAAGAGCUGGAUCGGGAGGCGGAGUCUGAACUCAGAUUAACCCUUGUGGCGCUGGAUGGCGGCUCUCCGCCCAGAUCUGGGACUUCCCAGGUCCGCAUCGAAGUGGUGGACAUAAACGACAAUGCCCCUGAGUUUAAGCAGGCUCUCUACCAGGUGCGGAUUCCCGAGGACAGCCCCAUAGGCUCCCUGGUGGUUGUCCUCUCGGCCAGUGAUUUAGACAUCGGAAUCAAUGGGAAAAUAUCAUACACACUCUUUCAGCCUUCGGAAGAAAUUAGCAAAAUUUUAGAGGUUCAUCCUAUCACCGGAGAAAUUCGACUGACAGCCCAAGUAGAUUAUGAAACAGUUCUGUCUUAUGAAGUGGACAUCGUGGCCACAGAUGGGGGAGGGCUUUCAGGAAAAUGCACUCUUCUCCUGCAGGUGGUGGAUGUGAAUGACAAUGCCCCAGAAGUGACCCUGUCCGCACUCACCAGCCCCGUCCCAGAGAACGCACCGGACACUGUAGUUGCUGUUUUCAGUGUUUGGGAUCCUGACUCCGGGAACAACGGGAAGACUGCAUCUUCUAUCCCAGACGACCUUCCCUUUCUCCUGAAACCUUCCAUCCAGAACUUUUACACGUUGGUAACCAAGACAGCCUUAGACAGAGAGACAAACGCCGAGUACAACAUCACCAUCACUGUCACCGACUUGGGGUCACCGAGGUUAAAAACCGAGCACACCAUCAGGGUGCUGGUCUCCGACGUCAAUGACAACGGCGCCCGCGACCAGGCGCAGGCCGACGGGCUCACGGUCUACCUGGUCAUUGCGUUGGCCUCGGUGUCUUCGCUCUUCCUCUGCUCUGUGCUCCUGUUUGUGGCCCUGAGACUGUGCAGGAGAAGAGCCGCCUGGGAGGGUCGCUGUUCGGUGCCUGAGGGCCGCUUUCCAAGCCACUUGGUGGACGUGAGUGGCACAGGAACUCUAUCACAGAACUACCAGUAUGAGGUGUGUCUGCCCGAAGGGUCUGGGACCAGUGAGUUCAAGUUCCUAAAGCCGAUUAUUUCAGCCUUUUCUCCCCCAGGGCACUACUAGUAAAAGAGGAAUAAACUUUAUAUUUAAUUAUUGACUGACCUCUAAUGAAGACAUAUAUUUCUUUAAUAUUUCCUCCAUAACCACCAAUAAGAUAUUAUUUUAUUUUCUCUAUUUUAAUUUUCAAUUCCCAACAUUAUGUUUAAGAUUAUCCUUUUCCUCAUAUUUAGGUAAGGAGAUGUUUCUCUCUGGGAUCCUAAUCAAUGAUAUUGCUUUUAUGGUCAAAGUUGAUGAUUAUAAUUUUCUUCCCAUUUGUAUACUUUAUGUAUAUGUUUCUUUUAUGUUGUGUCCAUCUUCUCUAUAUUACUCAUGCUAUUCACCUUUUCCUAGAACUUCUUCAGUUUUCAAAAUAAUCCCUGGCAUGUACUACUUAUAUUUGAGAUUUGAUAUUUCUGUCUUCUGUGCUUUCAAAACUGGUAUCAUAGUUUAUCAUCCUUGAUUUUUACAAUAACACUUUAUGAACUGUCAUUUUAAAACUAAGUUUUAUUGUCGCUUUAGUAAUAUCUACUUACUUGAAGUAUGUUUCUAUGAUAAGCAGUGUUAUAAAUAAAUAUUAUCCUUAUCUGAAAAUAGGAAACAUCGUGGUAAGGCUUUUUGAGUAUGUGUAACAUUGGAAGUGGGGAAAAGCAAUGUUUGGCAUUCUUUAGCAUCAUGAAAAUCUUUAACAAUUUCAUGCUUUUAAUUCUGCAUGGGGAAAAAAGAACUGUUAAGUUUCCAUGACUAUAACCAAGUACCUUUCUGUUAUAAAAUAUCCCCCAAAUAAUCACUAAAUAGGGGUUUGUAGAGUGUACCUUUAAUCGUCAACAAGUAAAGUGUUAUUUGGUGGUAUCUAGUUUUUCCCACUAUAUCUCUCAAUUAAGUUGGUGUCCCUUGCUUACUGUGGAAAAGAGAGGUCUUUAAUAUCUCUUAAACCUUUUUAAUAAAACGUUAUGUGAAACAGGUAAUACAAUUAUACCCUUACUUUCAAAAGGGUUGGGAUAGGCAUCAGUCUUAGUAUUCUUACUAACUGCAAAGUGGAUUACAUCUAGUGGGAAUCUAGUAAUUAAUCCCACUACAUUCCAGUUAAGAGAGGCCUUAAAGUAAAUGUCACCCACUUCUUUAACUCUGAAAGUAAUUUUAAGGUUAAUGUCAUGAAAAUAUUGUAAAGAAGAAGAAAAAAUUUAAAAAUUGCAGUGAAUAAAGAGCUCUAAAAUAAGAAUACAGUUUUCAAAUUAUAGGGACCAAAGGGAAUCGAAAAUUAUUGUUUGGUGUUCUAUUUACUGGAGGUUAUUUAUUUACAUAUGCAAGCAUUAAAUGAGCAUCUAAGAUGCCAACAGAUAUGACUAAAAUAUAGCCCCUGUGCUCACGUAGCUUACACAUUAUGAAAGGGGCAAGUCGGCCUGAAGCAAGAAGCAAUGAUUUUGACAAAGACAAUCGUGUUAUAUGCGCACGUUUUUAUAAGAGCAAGGUGGGAGAGCUCCCUAAAUACUUUCUACUGCAUUAUGCCAUGAUUCUGCUCAAGCAACAUAACGAGAUGUUGAAGGCAUUACAUGGGUUCUCCAUAAGGAGUUUAAAGACCUGGUACAGAGCAAAGUCGAACAGUGCUGUGAAUAUUGUUACUAUUUUCAACUUUCAAGGUUUUUUACAUUUAAAAUUAACAGUGAAAAUAGUCCUCUAUCUCAUUUUUUUAAAACAAAUGGAGGAAAAUGGGGAAAAAACGAAUCUGAAGAAAAAUGCUAUGGGUAUGCACGAAGACAAAAGCAUACUAGAGGCACAAAAUGACUGUAGUUAUUUGAGUGUUCGAAGGCCACGAGGUGGCGCUGCAGGAUAAAGAGACAGGGAAAAUCGGACCCAGGAUGCUGCGGAAGUGCCUAACCCAAAAAAGGAAGACACGAAACGAUCAGCUUGGGAGAAAAAAGGACCAAGGAUUGGCAAAGGGGGAAGCAGAGAGAGACAGACUGACAGAGAGCAAUCCCGAGAUUCCUGCUAACUACCGGGCGUGAGACUGGAGUUUGCAACUGCUCUUUCUUUAUUCUGGGGAAUGUGGUUGUGACUGAA
Echinops telfairi (small Madagascar hedgehog) is the source of this 5246-nucleotide messenger RNA. Its product is annotated as protocadherin beta-13. Gene Ontology annotation, biological process: homophilic cell-cell adhesion. Gene Ontology annotation, cellular component: plasma membrane. Lineage: Eukaryota; Metazoa; Chordata; Mammalia; Afrosoricida; Tenrecidae. Bases 87 to 3212 code for a protein of 1041 amino acids. The record is from RefSeq and is a predicted model, not a curated record. Gene Ontology annotation, molecular function: calcium ion binding. The transcript has 3 exons.